This is a messenger RNA of Gopherus flavomarginatus (Mexican gopher tortoise), 1054 nucleotides long. RefSeq names its product hepatic lectin-like. The transcript has 5 exons. NCBI's taxonomy places the organism in Eukaryota, Metazoa, Chordata, Testudines, Testudinidae. The record is from RefSeq and is a predicted model, not a curated record. Gene Ontology annotation, molecular function: signaling receptor activity. Bases 66 to 518 code for a protein of 150 amino acids.
UCUGUCCCCUCUCUGUGAUCCCCUCUCUCACGAACUGGCAGCUGGUGAUCCCUACCCUGAUCAUCAUGGUCAUCAAACUGCUCCUGAUGACCCUAGUCCUCCUCUACCUCCUCUACCGCGUUCCCUGGUGCCAGUCGGGCUGGGACCAGGACCAAGGGAGGUGCUACCUUUUCUCCCGGGCUAACCAGACCUGGGAGGCAGCGAGAAACUCCUGCUUAGCCCAGAAUGCUGAUCUGGUGGUGAUCAACGACCAAAUGGAACAGAAUUACUUAGCUAUUAAAGCUCAUUCCAUUCGGCACUGGAUUGGCUUCACCGACCAAGGGACUGAAGGCAUCUGGCGCUGGGUGGACAACACUUCUGCGGUAUUUACGAACUGGAAUGAAGGGGAGCCCAAUAACCUGUUAACGAGCAAAAAUGGUGAUGAGAACUGCGCCCACCUGUUGAACAACGGCCUGUGGAAUGAUGGACCCUGUAGUUUCACUUACAGGUGGAUCUGUGAAAGGGCCGCCACUGUAUAAACAGCCCCUUCUCCCCCCGCUCUGAACACAGGCUGAAAUUCAUCCCUCCGCCAGGAGGCCUGAGCACAGCUCAAGGCCUGUGCAUCAGCUCGUUGUGCUCUUGUGCUGACCCGUUGCCCAGGGCUGAAUCUCACACACAUCCUAACUCUGCCUGAAGUAUCCUGGCUUCUCUCCCCAUUUGUUGCUCCCAGUGAAAACACCUUCCCCCUGCAUUUCCCGGUGCCUGGGUCGGGCCCCCUGUGACAUUCCCCUGGUGUUAUCUGGACCGGUGAUCUGCUAGGUCACUCCAGUCCUUGACUCUGAGAGCCAGCCUUAUCCUGCUCUGCUGUGAGAACCCCGACUCCUGGGCUUUUCAUGCACAGCCUCCAGCAUGUAAGCUGCUUGGAUUUCACAACCGAAUGACACUAGCCAAUAUCUCCAGUCCCAGAUACAGCCCUAGGAAUCUCCCUCUUGCAGUGUCCAGUUAUGCUUGCUGAAUGCUGCAAGCUUAUAUGAGUGUGUCAAUUUAAUAAAGAAAUUGUUGUGUACCAGGCUUG